AAUAUUUGGUGUGGACUAUUGUAAAGGGGGACACUUCUGAUAGUUUGCUUCAAGAGAUGGCAUCUGUUUUUCUGUUGUUAUUGCACUGUUCUCCUUUUUUCUAGUCAACAAUCGGGGUUGUUUCAGCUGCACUUGGCUGAGGUCCAAGGCAAGCAAAUAGACUCCAGCUUCCUGGAAGUGACUUUGAAAAGAACAUGAGAGGAAAGUUAACUAAGGGACUUUGUCAGAAGAACCUACACUUGCAUCUCUUUCUGGAGUACACAGAACAUGGCCGGGUUGAGUGACAAAAUGUUCUGCUGCCACUGGGUCCGCCACAAGGUUCCCCUGGCCCACAGAGAAGAACUGUACCAUAUCCUGAAGAUGACAGGGCCUCUGCUGUUGUCUCGAAUCCUCAAUUAUCUACUUCCAUUUGUGAUAACCAUGUUCUGCGGCCGUCUGGGCAACGAGGUGAUGGCCGGCUACGGAUUAGCAUCUGCUACCAUCAACGUCACCACGGCAGCGACAGGAUUCGGUCUGAGUCUGGCUUGUGAUACGUUGGUGUCUCAGACCUUCGGGGGCAAGAACCUGCUGGGGGUGGGCAUCAUCCUUCAACGCAGCGUGCUCAUCCUGCUGCUCUUCUGCCUUCCCUGCUGGGCUCUGCUCCUCAACGCUCAGGCCGUCCUGCUGCUGCUGGGCCAGGACCCUGAGGUCAGCCGGAUAGCACAUCUGUACAUCAUGGCCUCCCUGCCAGCUGUGCCAGCAAUGUUUCUGCACAACCUGCAAGUGUCUUACCUGCAGAACCAGGGUAUAAUAUUACCACAAAUGUACACUGCAGCCGUGGCAAAUGUUGCCAAUGUGAUGAUGAACUACAUCUUUUUAUACUGGCUGGAUCUCGGGGUCAGAGGAUCUGCGGCCGCCAAUUCUCUCUCCCAGAUUUGCAUCUGUGCUUUUCUGUUUGCUUACAUUCGCUGGAAGAAGCUGCAUGAAAGCACAUGGGGAGGUUGGUCCCUAGAAUCGCUGCAAGAGUGGGGCCCCUACAUGAAGCUGGCCCUUCCCAGCAUGCUCAUGAAGUGCUUCGAGUGGUGGGUCUACGAGUUUGGAGGAUUCUUUGCAGGCAUGAUGAGUAAAGAUGAGCUGGCUGCCCAACAUGCUGUGAUGAUGGUGACCUUGCUGACCUACAUGUUCCCUUUCAGCAUCCAAGCUGCAGCGUGCGCCCGGGUGGGCAACGCUCUGGGUGCUGGAGACACCAGCAGAGCCAUCCUCACCUGCAAGGUGUCCCUCACCCUCGCAGGUGCGCUCGCAGUUGUUGAAGGUGUCGUGCUCGCCGCCGCUAAAACUGUGAUCGGCUUCAUCUUUACCCACGAUCAGAAGAUCAUCAGUCUGGUCUCUCACUUGAUGAACGCUUACUGCUUCCUGCAGUUCUUUGACGGCCUUGUCUGUGUGUGCACAGGCAUCUUCUUGGGGACAGGAAAGCAGAACAUACCAGCUGUGGCUAACUUCAUCGGCUACUACUGUAUCGGCCUGACACUCAGUGUCACACUCAUGUUUGUUGCAAAGCUGAGAAUUCUAGGCUUCUGGCUGGGGAUUCUCAUUUGUGUCAUCUUGCAGUCCACAUUUUACAUUAUCGUCAUCUUCAAGCUGGACUGGGACAAGAUGACAGAGGAGGCUGUAAAGCGAGCCCAGAAGAACAGCCAUGUGGCCCUCCUAAGUUCUGCUGUACCGGACCAGUACCAACCUGUCCGGUCCGAGGCCGACGCCGUCACACGGCGAGCCAACGCUGAGCAGCUCUCACUCGGCCAGCUGCUCCUCAGGCGUGGCCUGACUCUCUUUGCCGCUCUCGCUCUCCUGGCUGCGGGUGCAGGUGUGCACUACUUGGUUCCCUUACCACGGAUCUUGCACCCCAACGGUAAUCAGACUACAACCCACUGGAGUAAUGGCAGUUACACUCCUGAUUAGGGUUGCAACAUUUGGGGAAUAUUCAAAGUUGGAAACUUUCCAUGGGAAUUAACAGGAAUUAAUGUGAAUAAUCAUUGAAUGCAACAUGCUAGAUCUCGCAACAUGAUUAUUAGCUAAAACAACCUGAUUUAAUGCAAAUUCCGUUGAAUUUCAACCCUGCACUGUGCAUUCCUCCAUCACAUAUGCAGUGCAUUCUUCCAUUGAUUGAUUGAUUGCACAGUACAGUACAUAUUUCGUACAAUUGACCACUAAAUGGUAACACCCCAAUACGUUUUUCAACUUGUUUAAGUCGGGGUCCACGUAAAUCGAUUCAUGGCAAUCACAUGGCCAGAUAAUUCCCAGCAUGCAACACGCCACAGCAGGGCUAUUGAGGCCACACUAGUAUUUGAGCCCAAGGACUUCAUCCAGUCAGGUAAGUGUUGAUGAUAUUACUGGGGUAAAUAUAGCCCUGAUGCUAAUUUUCUCUAUGUUAAAUCCCAUUCCUUUAUGCUAACAACGUUAGCGAUCCGAAUGGACCUUUUUUGUGAUGUGUAAAGUACAACUAGCAAAUACUAAAUGAGUACCGGUAAG
Messenger RNA from Nerophis lumbriciformis (worm pipefish), 2505 nucleotides. Its product is annotated as multidrug and toxin extrusion protein 1-like. Gene Ontology annotation, molecular function: antiporter activity; xenobiotic transmembrane transporter activity. The record is from RefSeq and is a predicted model, not a curated record. Gene Ontology annotation, biological process: xenobiotic detoxification by transmembrane export across the plasma membrane. NCBI's taxonomy places the organism in Eukaryota, Metazoa, Chordata, Actinopteri, Syngnathiformes, Syngnathidae. Gene Ontology annotation, cellular component: membrane.